Penicillium vulpinum is the source of this 8478-nucleotide messenger RNA. RefSeq lists its product as uncharacterized. The record is from RefSeq and is a predicted model, not a curated record. NCBI's taxonomy places the organism in Eukaryota, Fungi, Ascomycota, Eurotiomycetes, Eurotiales, Aspergillaceae. Bases 1 to 8478 code for a protein of 2825 amino acids. The transcript has 2 exons.
AUGCCAUCCCAAGAGAAGGACGCUCCCCGUGACCGGGAAUUGGUCCGGCAUUCAAUGACAUACUCCGAGUCUAAAGUUCCAAUGUGGGAUAGUUCUGAUCCCGAGCGUGCGCCUCCGCCGCUACCAAUGAAUCCUCGUUCAAUGAGCCCAAUGAGCCCUGCGACGAGGUCGAAUGUCUCUCCCAACAUUCAGGCAGUGGCUGCAAAAUUUACAGAAAGACCCAGCGAACAUGCACCAAGCUCUUACACAACAAAUCCCAUGCCACUCAAGUCAUCUUCUCCGGAGAGGUCGUUGGUCAAAGGCCACCACCACAAGCGCAUGCAGUCACUACAACCUGAAGAUACCCGACAAGAUACGCGCAGCGACUUUAUGAAUUACCUUGAGAACAGAUCCCCAGAGCGCCCUCUUCGUGCAACAAUCAUUGAGGCGGCCAAGCCACGCGAUCCUACAAAGUCCAUUAGUUCACCAGCGCUCCGUCAAGACGUGGACCGAGAGAUGACCUACUCUCUAUCGAGUCGGUACUUGUCUAAGCCAAUAUUGGGAGAAAGUACUCCGCCGUCAGCUACAAUGUUAGCCCUGCAAAACAUGCAGCUACCAUUAGAACCUGACCCUCCAUCACCUUCCAAACCGCCAAAAUUGAUUGCUGCGCCGUUUGAGCCUCAAGCUCAUCCCAUGAAGAAUACGAGCAUGGAUUCCCUCUCGAGUCAAAUCCACAGUCUCACGGACAUUGCAAGCAGCUUGCAGCGCGAAAUGAUGAAUUUGAGUCGACGCAGCAAAGACAAUGCCACCGACCUAGUCAGCCUUAAGGCAGCGACAAACGCACGCGAUGAAGACAUUCGCAAGAGUCUUAAGGACCUGUCUUCUCAUCUUACAACGAAGUAUCUGGAUGCUGAUGCUACAAGGUUUGGUUUCAGUAAUCUUUUCAAAGGUGGUGAUGGGUCUAACCCCAAGGAUCCGGAUAGUCCCGUCUCGAAGAGGAGCUACUCCGUGCCUCGCAUGCCUAGCCCCAAUCCAUUCGCCUUUGACCGGGACUCUUGUGUCUCACCUGCACCGAUUUCCGACGGCUCCGCAGCCCUCGCUUUGCUCGAAAAGGUAUUGCGUGAGAUGGCAACCAAGGAAGGUGAGGAAAGGCUCUUGGAGCUCGUUGAAGAAAUUAGAUCUCGACCCGCAGCUACUGCUUCGGACAAAGAUGCGGAUAACAAGGUCACUGUCAUGCUCGAAGAAAUCCUCAACCUCGUCAAAGAGGAUCCCGCGAGCAAAGCCCUCGUCCGAUCUUACAGUCUUGAUAAUGUCCAAUCUGGAAAUUCUUCCCCCGAGGCAACCCGAUCUCAGUCAAUGGGCCCUGUGGAUCCUGAAACUGUACGUGCACUAGACCUUUCUAAAUCUGUCAAGGGAGAUGGCUCUUCAUCCAACUCCGAUGAAGUGUUGGCAAUUCUCAGAAGUGUCAAGAAUAGCGUCGUCGAGGGAGGUGGGAUGACCAACAAUGUGAAGUCCUUGGUACGCGAAUUGCGAGGCGAGGUUCUCGGUAUGGGCCGAGAACUCGGUCGACGACUAGACGAGAUCGAGACUUCCAGUGCCAAUGACGAGCCCAAGGAGCAGCCAAGGGCUGCCGGCCCCGAAGAGAUUUCCGCCAUUGUCAACCGCAGCCUGGACGACCUCAAAGAGCAGCUGGCUGCUACUAUUAACGAGAGUCGGCAGCAAUCGUCCGACUUGUCCGAGUUCCGAUCGACUAUGAACAGUGCCGCAAUCUACUCUGUUGUUAAAAAGGCUCUCGAUGAGCUGGAACUUCCUCAACCUCAAGCCGUAUCACGAGGUGCUGAAAUGGACAGAGAAGACAUCCUUGAGACUGUUCGUGAAGCCUGGGAGACCUACAAGCCCGAAAUCGAGUUCAACAACUUUGGCUUGGAACGAGACGAAAUCCUCGCAUGUCUUGAAGAAGGGCUCAAGUCGUACAAGCCCCAGCACGAACAGGCAGUCACCUACGAUCAGGUUCUUGCAGCCGUUGAGGAUGGCAUGCAGAGGUUCAUGCCUCCGCAAAUCGAACAUCCGCCAAGCAUAUCUCGGGACGAGAUCAUCUUGACCAUCCGUGAAUGCUUGGAGAAGCAGCCCGAGCCUAUCUCUAGAUCUCUUGACGAGGAGCACGUCGGCCAUCUUCACUCGAUGCGUGAUGAGAUCCUGGAUGCUGUUUCGAAAACGAUGGCGAGUCAUAACGAAGGUGCGAGGUCUCUGGACGAGGAACAUGUCAAUCACCUCUACUCAGUCCGCGAUGAAAUUCUCGACGCGGUCACUGAGACGAUGGCAGCCAACAAUACACAACACAAGUCUUUGGACGAGGAACAUGUCAAUCAACUAUACCUUAUUCGCGAUGAGAUCAUUGGAGCUGUCACUGGGGUGGUGGCAAACCAUGCCGCUAGUUCCAAAUCUAUCGACGAAAACCAUGCGAGUCAUCUUACUUCUCUCCGGGACGAAAUCCUUCAAGCAGUUGCUGGAGCAAUGACUACGAACAGCACAGGCCCAAGGGAGUUGGACGAAGACCAUGUCCGUCACUUGUAUUCAAUUCGUGACGAGAUUCUGGAGGCGGUUACUGGAACGAUGGCAGUCAAUAACACAGGGCCGAAGACUUUAGACGACGACCACGUCACCCACCUCUACGCCAUCCGCGAUGAGAUCAUUGAAGCUGUGACUGGAGCAAUGGCAAACCACGGCACCUCCAGGUCUUUGGAUGAAGACAACAUCGGCCAUCUAAAUUCCAUCCGAGACGAGAUCCUUGGCGCGUUGGCCGGUUCCAUGGCACAAAGCACGCUGAGCAAGGAUUCAUACGACUCUGGCCUUGGUCGAGAUGAAAUUGUGAGUGCUGUCUCCGAUGGCCUCGAAGCCCAUUUCACUGCGGCCAAGGAGAUGGAUGAGCCAAGAAUUUCCCGCCAUGAUGUUAUGAACGCUGUCAAUGAAGCCUUUGGUGCUCAACAAUCAGCUCUUACUGUUCCUCACACAAACAUCUCUCGCGAUGAAAUAUUGAAUGCCAUUGCCGAUGGUAUGGAAAAGUCAAUGAAUGUCCAGCAAUCAGCCCUCAGUACCAACGUUCACCAGACUGUGUCUCGCGAAGAGAUUUUCAGCGCCAUCGUAGAUGCCAUCGAACACUCGCGACCUUCUCUUAGCAACAAUGGGGACACUGGUAUUUCUCGAGACGAGAUCCUCGGUGCCAUUUUGGAGGGCAUAGAGCACUCAUCAAACCGCCAGGAAUCGAAUAUCUCCAGAGACGAGAUCUUAAACGCUAUUGCUGACGGUAUUGAGAAGUCGAACAGCUCUUCUUCGCGCGCUCUCACAUCCACUGAGCAUGAGGGUGAAGAUCAGCACUCCACUCCCUCUCGGGAGGAAAUUUUCACUGCAAUCGUCGAUGGUAUUCAGCACUCUCAUGCUUCGCUCGACAUAAACGGUCAGCUAGGAGUCUCCAAAGAGGAUAUCAUGAGUGCUAUCGCUGAGGGCAUUGAGGCCUCAACAAGCAGCCAACAGUCAGCGCUCAGCACCAACGUCCAAGAGCCGUCCAUUUCACGGGAGGAGAUUUUGUCUGCCAUCACAGAAGGCAUUCAAAAUGGCAACUCGAUCACUCACGAGAUUGAGUUGAACCAGGGCGACCUCAUGGAGGCAAUCACCUCCGGUCUUAAUGAGGCCAUCAGUACCGCAAAUACCAAUGUUGGCGGCGAGAUGACGGAACGACUCCAGACUUUAUUCGAAGGCAUGAAGGAGGAAUUCAAGCAGUACUCGGCCGCCGGUGGAAGAGACACUGAGCAGGUCCUUGACGCAAUCAAGGAUGGCCUCGAUGUCAUCCACAAGGAGAUUGAAACUUACGUGGUUACUGCUGCCGAUCUUUCCGGCAAGGAUGAAGUAAUUCACACAGUCAAAGAAGGCUUCAGACUUCUUCAAGCCGAUAUGGAGAAAACUAUUACUGAUACAUCGCUUUCGAAUGCCUCGCGAAAUAUUCCUGAUACGCCCGAGCUCCUGGAUGCCAUGGAAAAAGAGUUCGAGCAUCUACGGGGAACAAUCACAACUCUUCUUUUACGCAGCAAUGUCACCGAAGACAAAGAUGAGAUCUUGGAUGCUAUUCGAGAGGCUGCUGAGCGCCACAAGAAUGAUGCCAGUGGUGACGUUGUCAAUACCAUCAAGCAGGAAUUCGAGACUCUUCGAGAGCGCAUGGAGAUGAGUGUCGUUCGUGCGGAGCCUGGUGCCGAGAAAGACGAAAUCAUAACCGCACUUCGUGAGCAUUUCGACACUCUACGCGAGGAGACCUCGCUCAAGGAUGGUAACGAAAAGGAUGUUGUUAACACUAUCAAACAAGAACUUGAGAGUCUUCGAGAGCAUAUGGAGAUGAGUAUUGUUCGUACGACGGAGCCUGCUUCCGAGAACGACGAAAUCAUUUCGGCACUCCGCGAGCAUUUCGACACCCUGCGCGAGGAGAUCUCACUCAAAGACGGCAGCGAAAAAGAUGUGGUCAACACCAUCAAGCAGGAGUUUGAGAGUCUUCGUGAGCGCAUGGAGAUGAGUGUCGUUCGUGCGGAACCUGCUGCCGAGAAAGAGGAAAUCAUUUCGGCACUCCGCGAGCAUUUCGAUAUCCUGCGCGAAGAGGCCUCGCGAAGAGAUGGUAGCGAAAGUACGUUGUCCGCGACAAGUGAGCUCCACGAUGCAUUCACACAUGGUGUUGACUCGAUCCGUGACGAUCUGAAAAAACUAUUGGAGAAGCCAGCCGAGUUUGACAGUUCUGAGAUUAUCCAUACUAUUAAAGAUGGUCUUGCGGACCUGAAGCUUGAAAUGGAUUCCCUCCGUGAAUCUAGCAAAGAACUGGAUGAUGCCAGUACUGCCCGCGGCGGCGAACUCAUGCUGGCAAGUGAGCCGAGCAUCGCACCUGAUAUUGAUGGCUUGAAAGUGCUCAUCAUUCAGCUGCAAGAAAAGAUCGAGGCCAUUGAAACCGCCCCUCAUGCGGCAGAGCCUGCUGAGGAUGCCCUGAAGCGCUCACACCUCGAUGAAGUCCUUCUAGCGCUUCACGAAGUUCAGCUCGCCAUGGGCGAGAUGAGUGCUCAACAAAGUACCGAGAAUCACGACCCCGCUCGAAAGCAGGAUACAGAUAUUCUCGAGCAGUUAAUCUUGAGCACUAAGACCCAGCUUGAUGAGCUUGUCUUCCCUUCGCCGGAUCAGGUGGCCACUCCUGAGCAUAUUGGAACUUUGGAGACCAUGAUCCGAGAGGCCAAGGACUCGAUUGCCGAGUUCUCUAGUCGCGUCGAAGCCGAGGCUCCCACAAAGUCUGAGAUCGGCACUUUGGAGGGUCUUAUCAAAGAUAUUUGGGUUAUCCUAGAUGAAAUGAAGACCAAAACCAAGGAUGGCGAAGAACAAGAAGAUCCGGAGAAACUACUCAAGUCUGAUCUCCAAACGGUUGAAGCCAUGAUCUUUGAGGUCAAGACUCAAGUCGACGAGCUUAAGCUUCCCGAUGUGGAUACUCUCCCCACCAAGGCGGAGAUCCAGGAGCUAUCAACACUUGUCUGUGAUUUCCGAGAGAAAAUGGAGAGUAAUAACGAAUUAACCGCCCAAGGUUUCGAUGCCCGUAAGAUUGAACACGGUGGUCUUGCGGAUAAAAUUGACGAGGCUAAGUUUGUCGUCGGCGAGCUUGGGGACGAACUCAAGAGCAAGCUUGACGGCAGCAACGAAGGGCUUAGUGAGCUUAAACAGCUUCUGGAAGGACUAGCAGUCACUGCAGAGAGCUUCACCACCAUCGACAACAUCAAGGAGCUCACCGACCUUAUUAACCGAGAGUUCGAACGUUCUCGGGGCGAGGAAGAUGCGAUCAAGGUCGAAAAGGAGGAGCGGGAUGCCGCUACAAUGGUCAAACACGACGAGACGCGGGCCGCCAUCAUCGUGGACCUUGGGACAAAGAUUGACGAAAAGAUUUCCGAAGUCCUGGCCAAGUACGAGGAUGCGCACACCUCCCUCCACUCGAAGUUCUCAGAAACCGAAGAGAGAGACCUAGCACACACCGAAUCUUUGACAAGUACACGAAGCCUUGCUGAGGACAUCAAGCUUGUCAUUGGUGCUAUGGGUGAUACUGUUAAUGAGACCUGUGAGCGGUUAAGUGUGGACACGAAGGCUCUCAUGGAACAAGUCGAUCAGUCCCGCCAGAAAAUGGACGACAUGCACAACGAUGUGAGGUCGCACCAGGAGCAGUCUCAAAUAGAAAACGAAAUGGCCGUGGCUGCCACUGACCGAGUGGAGAGCAAGCUCCUCGACUUCCACCCUCGUAUUUUGGAGUCUGUGCAGGAGAUAUUGACAAUUGUCAGCCAGCACUACGAUCACUCCCAGAAGUCAGCAGAGGACUUCAAGUCAGAACUGUCAGCAUUGCCCUCGACUAUCCCAGCGAUGCUACCUGCCCCGCCUCCACCAGAAUCGAACCGUACACUUGCCAUAGAGGAUACUCCGCUACACAGCAAAAUUGACGAUCUUUUGGAACAUGCCAAGAACAACAAGGUUCACGAGGUUUUGAGCACUCUUCUUGACCACUCGAAGAAUGACCAGCUCCACGAAAAGCUUGAUCGUGCUCUGGAGCAAGGGUCAGGUUCGAAUAAUCAAAUAUAUGAGAGGCUGAAUGAGCUGCUGGAUCACGCCACCAAUGGCAGUGGCCCUGUCCAUGAGAAACUGGAUGAAUUGCUCAGCCGUCUUCUCAACCCGCCGGAACCGGAUCAUUCUCUUGCCCAGACGAGAAAGCUUGAUGAGCUGCUAGACCAUGCCACCAAUGGAAAUGCUCCUGUUCACGAGAAACUCGAUGCAUUGCUCGGCCGUCCUCUCAAUCCGCCGGAACCCGAUCAUUCUGUUGCCCAGACGAGAAAGCUUGAUGAACUGCUAAAUCACGUCACCAAUGGAAAUGCUCCUGUUCACGAGAAACUGGACACAUUGCUCAGCCGUCCUUUGAAUCCGCCGGAAUCUGAUCGUUCUAUUGCCCAGAUGACGAAACUUGAUGAGCUACUAGAUCACGUCACCAAUGGAAAUGCUCCUGUUCACGAGAAACUGGACGAAUUGCUCAGCCGUCCUCUGAACCCGCCGGAAUCCGAUCAUUCUAUUGCCCAGAUGACGAAGCUUGAUGAGAUGCACAGGGACAUCAUGGAAAACUCUCGUAGAAUGAAUGAGAUGUUCGCUGCCCAGUCAUUGCUGGUCGCUGAAGAUACCGAGCGAAAGCGGCGUGAAGCUGAGGAGGCUGCAAUCGCCCUUGAACGAAGAGUUCUGCAGCGUGAACAAGUGGAAGCGGAGCUUGUUGUUUUGAAUGAAGAAAAGGAUUCUACGCUGAACAUGAUCCAUCGCCUAAGAGCAGAGAAAGAAGACCUCAUCAAGCAAAAUAACAAGCUCAGCAAGGAUCUGUCCGGUCUUGAAACAGCCCUAGAAAUACGCCACGAGGAGAUGCGACAAAUGGAGGACCGUGCAGAUGGCCUUGAGAAACGAAUUCUAGAGGGUGUGCUCGACCAUGCUCGUGCCGUCCUCCUUGGCCGGUCCAGCAGCUCGCAGGCCAUGAGCCUGAAGAGGAACCGCAGCACGCGGAGUACCCGUUCCUCACGCACAGGCGCCCGCAGUCCUAGCGUGGCGAGCACUGCCAGUACUGCCAAAGAGCCCAAGGACAGCCGCAGUCUACUCGGCAAUGGUGUCGGGAUGGCUUUGAAAAGAAUGCCGACCUCGCUUCACGCUGGCACAAUCGCUGUGCAGCCCAACAUCGGAAAAGAGCGUCGGAUUCUUAGCUUAAGUCACGUCACAGGCAACCGCGGUAUGGACCGACAGACGAGUGCUAAAUCUGGUAUCACGAACUUGAAGCGCAGCCACUCUGUCAAAUCGACCUCCCUUCGCAAAACUUCUUGGGCUGGCCCAACUUCUGUUGCCGACAAAGAGAACGAACCAUUCCACGAAGAGGACGAGCUUGCCAGCGAAGCAGAAUAUGCUGGUCCACAACGGAAGACCAGUUACGCACAAAGCAACGCACCUACCGACCGUAAGACAAGCUACGCAGAAUCCGAUAUUGGCACUGAAACAGAACGCAACUAUGCCCAAAGCAACGCUGGCACUGAUCGGCGAACAAGCUACGCAGCAAGCAAUGUAGGCACGGAGCGCAAGACAAGCUACUCCGGCAGCACCAUGGGCAGCGUGGUUACAGAUGCCACAGAUCAGCGUCGGGUUAGCGGAGUGAGCUCCACCGAGUCGUACAAUGUGGCAGAAAGUUCAAUCGCAGAGCAUGACCAUGAGGACCGUCACGAUGAUAUCUCUAUUGAUGGGUCCGAGUCAGAAGACGAUGCACAAACAGCACGAGAGGAUGCAGAGCAUUCUGGGAAUGAGCACCAGAAUGAGCAUCACGAAAUAUCCCGCCAGAUUAGGGAGGCCAAUGAGGCUGCGGAAGCUGAAGUUCUAAAACUGUUGGCUCCCUCAAGCGAUAGUGGACUUGGCACUGAUGUUGCAGUUUGA